ACUGAAGUAUGUAAAAAUAAUUAAUGUCACUGUCAUGUCAUGCAUUUUUUCGCUUCUACGAUAUUAUUGUAUUGUUAUUGUUGUUAUAAUUAUAUUCCCAGUAAUCUAGACAAUGUCUCAAAAUGUUAAAAUUUUACCUGGUGCUACGGUUUGCGAAGACUGUACCCUGGAAGGCGAUAUAACUAUAGGUGGAGGAACAGUUAUCCACCCGAGAGUGACGAUUAUAGCUGAAGGUGGUCCCAUUAUCAUAGCUGAAUACUGCAUCAUCGAGGAAUAUUCCACUAUUAUUCAUAAGAAAUGUGAUAAGCAAGAAAACCCACCAAAACCUUUGUUCAUUGGUGCUCACAAUGUGUUUGAAGUCGGCUGCAAGGUGGAAUCUACAUUUGGGCAUAUUGGAGAAAGUAAUGUCUUUGAAUGUCGUUCCUUUGUGGGCACUGACAUCAAAAUAGGCAGUGGAUGUGUUAUAGGUGCUGCAUGCUGCUUAACUGCACCACAGACCUUGAUAGACAACACCAUAGUGUGGGGCUCUGAACAUCACAUCCGAGAAGCACUGGAGAAACAACCAUCACAACUUCUUCAACUGGACUUUCUUAGUAAAGUCAUGCCCAACUACCACAGACUGCGAAAACCCAAUGUCCACAAGCGGCAACCCUCAAGGCAAUCUCAAGAAUCUUCACCAAAACCUUAAAAACUGCUGUGUAAUAACUAAAAUGCAAAUGUUAUAAUUUAUUUAAUCAACUUUAUUAAACAAACUAACUAAUA
Pectinophora gossypiella (pink bollworm) is the source of this 762-nucleotide messenger RNA. It is a transcript of the gene DCTN6-p27, whose product is annotated as dynactin subunit 6. The coding region runs from base 113 to 688 and encodes 191 amino acids. Gene Ontology annotation, molecular function: dynein complex binding. Gene Ontology annotation, biological process: mitotic spindle organization. Lineage: Eukaryota; Metazoa; Arthropoda; Insecta; Lepidoptera; Gelechiidae. Gene Ontology annotation, cellular component: dynactin complex. The transcript is spliced from 4 exons. The record is from RefSeq and is a predicted model, not a curated record.